GUUUGGGCUAGCUCGUCGUCCUCGCGGCCAUUUUUGCUGAAAGUGAACGGGCGCCAUGUCUGAGGGAGAUAUAUAUAUUGAAUGCGUCGCAAAUAAUAACCGUCUCUGUUCAGCACUCCGCCUGCAGUGUCGCUCCGAGGCAGCUGCCCGCCGACGGGACGGUAACAGAGCUGGGGUUUUAAAGCUGUGUUCACAGCAUAAAAGUCUCAUCAGUGACAUGAGAGUGUCUGUUAACCGUCUCUCAGUGUAGAGACGAGUAUCCGUCCGUGCGUGUUUCUCUCUCCAGACUCAUACCCUCCUUCAUCAGCUCUCACAGCCGGCCAGCGCCUCCAUGAGUGACUGAGAGCCUCUCAGUGUUGUUGCGGAGAAGAGCAGCUCCGUUUCCAACCAUCAUGGCUUUUGUGAGCCUCUUCUCCUGCCCCCCAAACCCCGUUCUUGACAAAAACAUGCCAGACUCUGAGCUGGCAGGCGAUGAAAGGGAAGACGGUGAACUGGAGGACGGAGAGAUAGAUGAUGAGGGCAUUGGAAUUGAAGAAAAAGAAGAUGAUGAAGUUGCUGCAGAACUGGUACAAAAAGACAAAGAAAAAAUGCGGGAAAAAGAAGAUAAAUCACACCGACACUCACAGAAAAGACACAAGAAAAUAAAAGAGAAGCGGAAGUCAAAAAGAAGAAGAAGGGACAGACAGAAGCACCACUCUCCUUCCAGUGACUCCAGUUCAGACAGUUAUAGCUCUGAUUACGACCAUCAAGAAAGGCCCAACAGCAAAAAAAACAAAGGCACUUACCGGGACUAUGAUGAGCAGUUUGAGCAUCAGGAUCAUGAUCAUGAACACAGCGUGGGUCAUGGAAAGCCACAAAGAUCAAGAAACAGCGAGAGUGAGGACACAUAUGACUAUGAUGAAGACCAGAAUGACUUUAGUGAGGAACUGUCCAAAUACAAGCAAGCAAAGGAUUCAAAUACUUCCAGCCAAGGAAAACAACAUAAAGAGCAUGUGAACAGACAAGGCAUGAAUAGGCAACAGUUUAGUGGCCUGCGUGGUCGAGGUCGUGGUGGCAGAGGGAUGGGCAGGGGGCAUGGUGCCCUCAAUAAGAACAAGAAACAGAAAAGCAAGACCUGGGGCCACGGCCGGGGGAGAGGAGGAGAACGUGGGGGAGAUGGAGCACCAACAGAAGCCAAAGGCCCGCCAAGUUUCCAGAAAAAACGUCCUAUAAUGAGUCAAGAGUUCAUCAGUCAGCAUACUAUUGAGCACAAUGGGAGAAACAUCUGCAAAUAUUUCAUUGAGGGUAGAUGCAUCAAGGGGGACCAGUGCAAGUUUGAACACGACAACGUUGUUCCAGGGAAGAAGAAAGAGCUGUGCAAGUUCUAUGUUCAGGGAUACUGCACGAAAGGGGAAAACUGCAUUUACAUGCACAAUGAAUAUCCUUGUAAGUUCUUCCACACAGGAGCGAAGUGCUACCAGGGAGACAACUGCAAAUUCUCUCACGAUCCUUUAACUGAGAUUACCAAGGAGCUGUUAGCCAAGAUCUUGAACACUGACGAAGAUCAUGCCCAUGAUGAUGAGCUGGAACUGGAGGAUUUGAGAAAGCAUGGUAUAGCUCCCAUACCCAAACCACCACCAGGGGUAGGGCUGCUUCCAACACCUGGCUCAGGGAGCCCCCAGGACGGAAGCAAAAAGAUCCCCUCCCUGUUUGAGAUCAAAGUACAUCCUACUGUGGACUUGGCACAGAAGAUUGCUUUAAGGCCCAAUUUCUACAACAGUACAUCACCCCCUGCUGGACAGUUUCAGGGCAGUGAGGGUGAUGCUCAGUUCAUCGGUUCUGCAGAGGACAUGCAAGCUGGGACCAUGAUGUCUCCAGGCCACAAUCAUCAACCCCCACCGCCAGUGUCACCCGGGUCCAUGGGUAGCCCAUCCACCCACUUUCCAGUCCCAGGUCUUCCCCAAAGCCCCCAGAUACAAAUCCCACCACAAGGAUUUGGGCAGGGCCCUCCUCUACUCCCCAAUCAGCACUUCCAUGGCAACCUUCAGCACAUGGACCAUCAGAGCCUGCAGAGUUCAUCAUUUCAGUCUGACAUUCAGACACAGAUGAACAUGCCCUCAGAGUUUUUUAAGAACUUGUUCAGCAGCCACUCCCUUGGUUUAGCAGAAGAGAGUCCAUCAGGGUCCAUGCAGGACCCCCAACAGGGCAGUGCUGGGUCCCACAGUGGCAUGCAGGACUUUUUGCCUGCUGUUCAGAAAGUCCUGCUUCUGCACAUGAACCAGAACCAGCAGGACUCGGAUUCUCACAGACCAGACAUUCAGGGCCAUUUACCCACUGGCAGAGACAAAGAUGAAAGUACAAAUUGGUACUCUAGUGAUGAUGAAGAUGGCAGCAGUGUGACUGCAAUCUUAAAGACUCUUAAAAAACAGAACGAAAUGCUGAACACGCAGCAGCCACAUGCUAACUUCCAGAAGCUCGGCAUCGCCCCAGCCCCUCAUGCUGACCCCAGACUACACCACAAGGACUACAGGGCUUCGUCUAAUGACCCCAGAGUGAAGGUCGAACCUAAGCUGCAUGCUCAUGCUGAUGCUGCUGUUCUGGACCCCAGGAUGGCCCGAGACCCGCGCAAGAUGAAACCAGCAGAGUCAAAUUCCUCCAUAAAGGUGGGUUCUCACCGCCCCCUUCACCACCCAGGCUCUUCCUCAUCUCUGAAGGCUCCUGCUGGAGAGGAGGAUGAGGAGGGAGAGAGGGAGCUGAGAGAGAAAGCUGUCUUGAUCCCAUUGGAUCCCAGUCCUAGGGCUAUACUGAGGGACCCUCGCUGUCAGAUCAAGCAGUUCAGCCACAUUCGGGUCGAUAUCCUCCUUCAGCGGCCUGCCUUCGCUCACAGUGUAGUGUGGGCAGCAGAAGACCUCAUCCCACUGCUGAUUCCCAGGCAGGAUCCCUCUAUUAACCUGCCUCUGCCACCCCUCAUUGCGGACGCCCAGCUGAAUCGUAGCCUCUCGUCUCCACCGGACCACAUCCAGUCUUCUGCGCUAGGCCCUCCAGACCCUCGUCUUGCAGCUGCCCGCCUGAAAGAGGGUGUAACUAGACUGAAUAGCCCUCCUGGCAGGACUCUCGAGUCUCGUCUCAGUGUGGACAAGCCAACAGACCCCCGCACCCACAAGAUAGAUCCCAGGAUCAGUCGUUCGGCAAGUCUAGAUUCUAAGCUGCCUUCUAUGAGAGAGGGUUCCUCUGUGGUUGGGGUGGUGGAUCCAAGGUUGCAGCAAGGUUGUAGGACAGCUGGGUCCACCAGUCAACCAGUUGCUUCUGCAAAACCAGAUUCUGAGAAGCUGCCACCCUACGCCCCUCGUCUGGCCUCCUCCAGCGGAAAAGGUCUGGAAAGCCCAACAGCACUGCUCGAAGGUAUCAGUUUGUAUGAUCCUCGCAACCAAAGCUUACUCUCGUCCCCCAAAUGGGAGGCUGAGGAUCCUCAGAAAAAGGUGGGCAUCCUAAAGCAGCCGGUAAAACAUGGCAGCCCUCCACCUCAACAUCUCCAAGCACCACCCCACCAAUUAGCAGAAACAGCAGCUGAAAACAACAGCAAAGCUUCUGAUGAAGACUCUAAAAGUCAGAGCAGCAGCUGCUGCCAGCCAGGUCAGCUCCUGCCCAAAGCAGAGCUGGCAUCUCCCUGCCUGCCCACCCCCGUGGCCGCACCUGCUUUGCAUAAUUUACCCAUACUGCCACUGGCAGGGCUGAUGCGACCAGCAUACACAGACCCUCGCCAAAACCGGCAGAGCGGACCGACCGCCGGAGCCCAAGAGGUUGCAGAUGAUGAUAACGGUCAUGGUGAUAAAGAAGAAGAUAAGGAAGGAGACAACAAGGACAGGCUACUUAAGGAUGUGUUCAAGACCUUUGAUCCCACAGCUUCACCAUUCUGUCAGUAAACACUCUUUGUGUUUGUGUGAGUGCUGACAACUCAAUGUGGAACUUUAUCUCCGCUAAGCAUCACACCCUGCAGUUUUACUGUAGUUUACUGUAACAUUGUGAAGUAUUUUCAUAUUUAUUUAUAUAUUUUUUGUUUUGUACAUGCACUUCUCCAUGCAUAAUGCCUCCAAUAUUAUGCUAUUCUUUGUCUAUUGACUGUGCCACUGAAUUAGUUAUGGAGUUAGAGAGAUUAGACAGACAUAGUACUUGAAAGUUACAGAUAUACAGUUUUUCAGAAUGCUGCAGUGAAUUGCAUUGGCAGAGACUUUGCUGGUGGUGUACACCUGUAAUUACAAAUGUGAUAUGAGGGGGAAACUAUCACACAGGUAUUGAUAGUGAUGUAAAUGUUGUGGUAUGUACAGCAUAAUGUAUUGCAGUUGAACAUAAAUAUCAUUUAAAGAUGUAUGUGUGACAUGCAGCUGUGGUACGAUUAUAGCAGACAUUUUAUAACAUUGUGCAAAGCAAAUUAUUGUAAUAAUUUCAAAAAGGUGUGUGUGUAAAUACAUGGCUAAUAUACCACAACCAUUUUAUUAUGGGUAACAUUUUAUAAUAAGGGUACAUCAAUUAACAGUUCUGACAGCUGUUUGGUAAUUAUUCAUUUCUUAAUUAUAUGGUCUUAAUUCAUCAUUAUUUACAUCAUUUUUAAUCAUCAAAAUCUAGCACUAUGUAAUAAUUUAACUAGUGUCUAUUAAUAAAGUUGAGACAUUUACUUAAUCCUUUAACUAUAUUUAUUUCUGGUGAAAGUGCUGUUAUUUGUGACCCUUAUUAUAAAGUCUUGCCUUAUUUUCUUUUUUUCUCCAAAGCAUACUUUAUUACUGUCAUCGUUGUGCUAAGAGACAAUACGAGCUACGGUUAAUCUAGAUUUCAAACUAAUAUCAAAAUAAUAUAAGAAAAUCUUUGGUUUCUUAUAUAAAGUAGAGCUUGUUAAAAUCUUUUAGCACCUUAUAUCAGUCUGCAUUUCUAUUAAUGUUUUUAUUGGGUCAUGAAGUUUUUUUUUUGUAUUCUGAUUUUGUUUACAUCUUGGAAUAAGGACAUUGCAAGAUCAGUCAUGUUACUUUGCCUUUUUUAUUGUGUCUUAAAUAAAAUGAAAAAUAUCUAACUUUUCA
Molecule: messenger RNA, 5048 nt
Organism: Astyanax mexicanus (Mexican tetra)
Lineage: Eukaryota; Metazoa; Chordata; Actinopteri; Characiformes; Acestrorhamphidae
Product: zinc finger CCCH domain-containing protein 6
Exons: 12
Coding region: 393-3902 (1169 amino acids)
Biological process (GO): negative regulation of DNA-templated transcription
Cellular component (GO): nucleus
Molecular function (GO): metal ion binding; RNA binding
Source: RefSeq, a predicted model, not a curated record